AUGGGGCUAUUAAAGGGGAUAAGAUACGCGUCUUGGGCAGCCCGCGGGGACUCCGGGGACGCCGCCCCAGCGAAGCCCGGGACACCCACUCGCCGUGGGGGCGGGGAGCCGCCGGCGCGCGYCCGCGAAGCCCCGCCCGGCUGGGCCGAGGGGCGGGGCCGCGCUCGCGCCGCGCUCGUGCCCGCGGGCUGGUCGCGGGAGCKGCGCCAGGAUAGAGGAUCGCGGGGCCGCCAUUCUAACGCAGGCGCGGUGGCCAAGUGGGGUGCGAUCGUUUUUUCGCUGCUCCCUCUCUUGCAGAAGGUGGAGGGCCGCGUGGUCCAGCUUGGGCAGCGAACUUGGCAGACGGCCCCUACUGACGUCAACCUCUGGGAGAAGGGCGCUGGGGGGGCGGGGAGCAGGGGCGGGGGCCGGCGGGGCGGGGGCGCGGCUUUGUGGCGGCCGCGGACCGCGGAGGCCCGGUGCAGCCCCGUCGGCUCCGCGCUCCCUGCAGAAAAGGAUUCUCUGCGCCCCCUGCCCAUCACUUGGAUCUUGUCUGGGGAGGGGCGGCUUUUCCCUGGAAGUGCCCCCGACCCCGCCGCGGCGAGGGAAACGAGGCUGGGCUCCGAUCGCGGCGGAGGCUGCGGGGCCCGCGGGGCGCACCCCGCCCCGCGCACGCCUGCCCCGAGCCCUGGCAGGCGCAGCCCCGGGGGCUCCCCGCACCCGGGAGGAGGCGGCGGCGCAAGGAUGCCGUGUGGCCGGAAGCUAAAAAUUCCCAAAAAGCCGGACCUGCCAGAAAUCUCAGCCGGGGGACCGUGCGGCGUGUCAAGGCCAGAGGGUGGAAGAGACUCGGGUUCUGAUAAAAGGAGACCUGCUUKGCUUGGCAUCCGCUCUCCUGCCAAUCAGGAGGCUGCAACGCUGUUCCCAGAGCCGGUGAUGAAUCAGGGGGGAGAGAGGCACAAGGACACCGGUUCCAGGCCCGGAGAUUCUGUCCUGUGAUUUAUGGGGACAGGGACUGGCAUCGGAAGGUUUUAUAAUUCCGCAUGAGACUCCAGUGUGCAGCCAGGAAGGACACCGGCUGGAUGGGAGGAUCCGCACUCGGGAUGUUGGAAGGGGCUGCGUGGUCUCUUGGGGACCAGGARGUGGGCUUCUCCCAGGGCAGCCUCRGGGGAGAGCCGAGGCUCAMGCCCAUGGGAGACUUCAGGGCUUCCUCACGCGCUCCCAGCUUGAUGCGAGACACAGUGGGGGCUUUGCUUUUAGGCACCAGACUUGAUCACGUGUCCCUGUGGGAUCACAGAGACGGGGUGAAGACCUGUGGCUUGAACUGGAAGCUCUCAUGAGCCUUACGGACAGGAGCGCGUGUUUGCUGGCUCCCUCCCCAGAGAAGUGAGACCGAGCGGCUCCUUGUGUGUGCAGGGAGCACCCUGUCACCCGGGGUGACGGUCUCUAAACACCACUGUCCAUUAGAACUCGGGGCUCCGUGGAGAAGCGGCCAGUGGAGAAGCGGCCAACAUCUUGUCAUGGGGAAGCAAGGCAGGUGUUGGCGACUCCUGGGGUCAAAUCCACGAGGACACAGGAGACCACACGAAGAGGCUUGGCCGAAAGGGACAGCUUGGACAUCCACAAGAGUAGUCACCGCACAGUGGUGCUGGGGGCUGAUGUCAUGGAGAAAGCUAACCAGAGCUCGGGCCCUGAAUGAAUGGAAUCCAAAAGAGCGAGACUAGGAAAUAGUCAGAGAGAAGUCAGACAGGGGUCUAAGUGAGCUUCCAGCUCUACCAACUUAUAAGAAGCACGGGACAGAGAAGAUCCUUCAGGGGGCGCACCAAGCAAAAUCCAGACCCCCCAGAAGCUCCACAAAACCCUGUUGCUUCAACAAAAAAAAUUACAAGGGAAGACAUGGAGAGGGGGAAGAACCUAAAGAUUAAGAGAGACGAAGGACACACAUCAUCUAAUAGGGACAGUUUCCAUGAAGACGUAGUUUCUCAAUAUCCUCCAAAUCUGUGAGCUCCAUUUGGACCCCGAUUGGA
This is a messenger RNA of Urocitellus parryii (Arctic ground squirrel), 2003 nucleotides long. NCBI's taxonomy places the organism in Eukaryota, Metazoa, Chordata, Mammalia, Rodentia, Sciuridae. The record is from RefSeq and is a predicted model, not a curated record.